Molecule: messenger RNA, 2527 nt
Organism: Phlebotomus argentipes
Lineage: Eukaryota; Metazoa; Arthropoda; Insecta; Diptera; Psychodidae
Gene: Lztr1
Product: leucine-zipper-like transcriptional regulator 1 homolog
Exons: 4
Coding region: 124-2511 (795 amino acids)
Cellular component (GO): Golgi apparatus
Molecular function (GO): protein binding
Source: RefSeq, a predicted model, not a curated record
UAAUAGAAAAGUCUCUUUCUGCGCUCUGGGGGUGCACUGUUUGUGAAAAGUCAUGUUUUCUGCAUGGAAAAUGCUGUAAUUCCACCCAAUUAGCAGUUCCAAGUUGUGAGUGAGUGUGCAAGAAUGAAAAAAUCCGGUGCAGACAUGUCGUCGUCAUCGUGGAACAUCUCCCACAGCAGUUCCACUUCCCUGAAGAGUCGGGCGACCUUUUCUGGGAGUGCCACACCUGGCUCAGUCACUAUGACCAGCGACCGGGUGGAGAACACCCUGAAUCUGGACUUCACACCCUUCGAGACAAUCCACAAGUGGAAGCGAAUGCUGGAGUGCGAUGAGUUCGUGGGGGCGCGACGGAGCAAACACACUGUGGUGGCGUACAAAGAUGCCAUUUACGUCUUUGGCGGCGACAAUGGCAAGAGCAUGCUCAACGACCUGAUCCGGUUCGACGUGAAGGAGAAGUCCUGGGGCAGAGCCUUCAGCACUGGCAUCCCUCCGGCGCCGCGCUACCACCACUCAGCAGUCAUUCACGGGAGUUCCAUGUUCAUCUUCGGCGGCUACACCGGCGACAUCCAUUCCAACUCCAAUCUAACGAACAAGAAUGACCUGUUCGAGUACAAGUUUCCCACUGGAUACUGGGUGGAGUGGAAGUUCGUGGGCAGAACACCGGUGCCCCGGUCAGCCCAUGGAGCUGCAGUCUAUGACAACAAACUCUGGAUCUACGCCGGAUACGAUGGCAAUGCCAGGCUAAAUGACAUGUGGACAAUUCCCCUGACGGGUGACACUAAGCAGUGGGAGGAGAUUGAGCAGAAGGGGGAUCGUCCGCCGACUUGCUGCAACUUCCCCGUGGCUGUGGCCAGGGGAUGCAUGUACGUGUUCUCCGGACAGAGUGGACUCCAAAUAACAAAUGCCCUGUUUGAAUUCAACUUCAAAACCAAAACCUGGCGACGCAUUUCCAACGAGCACAUCCUGAGAGGAGCGCCUCCGCCGCCGGCAAGGCGCUAUGGUCACACGAUGGUCCAGCACGAUCGAUUUCUCUAUGUUUUUGGUGGUUCUGCUGACUCCACUCUACCCAAUGAUCUGCACUGCUACGAUUUGGACUCUCAAGUGUGGAGCAUCCUGAUUCCCGAGGCAGACUCUCAAGUGCCCACAGGGCGUGUAUUUCACGCGAGUGCUGUUAUUGGCGAUGCAAUGUACAUUUUCGGAGGCACUGUGGACAACAAUGUGCGCAGUGGCGAUAUGUAUCGCUUCCAAUUCUCCUCCUAUCCGCGCUGCACACUUCAAGAUGACCUGGGCAAAUUUUUGGCUGAGCGACAGUUCUGCGAUGUGCAGUUCAUUGUGGGUGGUGAUGAGGUGAAGAUCACUGCCCAUGUUGCCAUGAUUGCCGCACGCAGUCAGUUUCUAAGAACCAAAAUCUUGGCAGCACGCGACGCUCGCAAUCAGCACUUUGAGAAGAUCUUCGGUACCACUGAGGUGCCCUUUGCUGAGCGCCAGAUGUUGGAGGUGAAAUUGCCCGGUGCCGUGCCAGAAGCCUUUGAGAUGGUCCUCAACUACAUCUACACGGACCGCAUAGACUUCCGUGAUCCAUUCUCCAACAAAAUUGUCCUCCUUAUGAUGGACAUUUACCAGUUGGCAGUACAAUUCUUCAUUCCGCGCCUGGAACAGGUGUGCAUUCAGUACCUAGAAUUCAAGAUCUCCAAGAGCAAUGUGUUGGAUGCCCUCUUCAAUGCUGACAAGAUGAAGUUGACUGUGGUCAAGGACUAUUGUCUGGGAUUCAUUGUGAAGGAGGACAACUUUUAUGAUAUUGUCAUGUCGCAGGACUUUGCGGCGCUUGAGAAGUCACUGAUGGUGGAGGUGAUCCGGAAGAGACUCAAUCCCGGGAAGACUUCCAUUGAUAUGAAGGCGGAUAAGAGUGUGGGAACGACUUUAGAGAGCGACAUGGCAGUUUUUCUGAAGACUGGUGGAGAGUUUUGUGACAUUAAUCUUGUCCUUGAUGGAAAUGUUAUUCCUGCACACAAAUCCAUUUUAGCUGCUCGCUGCUCCUACUUCCAGGCCAUGUUCCGAUCAUUUAUGCCCUCUGACAAUACCGUGAAUAUACAAAUUGGUGACAUCAGUCCCUCUCGAGAGGCUUUCAAUUCCCUCCUGCGAUACAUUUACUACGGUGAUACUAAAAUGCCACCCGAGGAUUCUCUCUAUUUAUUUCAGGCUCCCUGCUUCUAUGGCUUCACAAACAAUCGUCUACAAGCGUUCUGCAAGCAUAAUUUAGAGCAUAACAUUACAUUUGACAAUGUGCUGCAGAUUCUGGAGGCGUCUGACCGCAUGAAUGUGCCGGACAUUAAGAACUAUGCUCUCAGAAUGAUUGUGCAUGACUUCACACAAGUGGCUCGACUGCCCAAAAUGCGAAUGCUGAGCAGGGAUUUGCUGCUGGACGUGAUUAUGGCCAUGGCAGACAUUCUGGGAGACAUUCGGGUGAAUCAUCAGGAUCUCGCGUCGAUCAGUAUUCACAGUGAUAUAUGAAAGUUGGCUUUUCCCA